CCCAUAUUAACUUAUCAGUAGUUGAGUACAUGUAUCUUCAGUCUGAACACUGAAAAGAUAAGAUUAACAAAAACAAUGUAUUAUCAAAUACAAAAGAAAUAAUUUAUAAAAAAUAAAAAAUAAAAAAAGAACUUGGUCUACGUAGAAGUAUGUGGUUUUAAGCAGGAAACUAUGUGUUGUGCCAUCAAUGUAUUGCUAAAUCAAAAGAAACUUCCUCCAUCUUACAGCAACAAGUUGGGGAGCAAAUAGAUAUAGCUGCCACAAUAAUGUAAAGCAAUCAAGUCCACCGGCAUGCUUUCUUAGACUGAAAUUCGGUCCCACACUGUUGGGAUGCUACUACAAAUAAAUAAACGUACUUCUCUGGCGAAUCCCUAUAUAUAUAAGUCAGAGAACCCAUUUACAAAAGCAAGUUUCUUUCUUCACACUACAUUUCACUUGAAGCUUGUUUCAAUUACUUGCAGCUCUAAAAGUUGAAGAGAAGUUCAUCGAUCAUGAGGAAUCAUCUCAGGACAAUCUUUCAUCAUGCUAAACACAAUAUUCUUCUCCGCCAAGGAUCAACUGCAACCACUUCAUCAGCAUCAACAAAGUUAACAGAUGUUCCCAAGGGUCACAUGGCAGUUUAUGUUGGAGAGAACCACAAUAAUAAGCAUAGGUUUGUGGUUCCGGUCUCUUGCUUGAAGCAUCCUUCGUUUCAAGACUUGUUGAGGCAUGCAGAAGAGGAAUACCGAUUUGAUUAUCCAAUGGGAGCACUUACUAUCCCAUGUAGUGAGACUGCAUUUCUCUGUGUCACUUCUCACUUGCAUGUCAUUACCAAUUAAUAAAGGCGGAGCAGAAGUAUAGUUCUUCACUCUGUAACAUCAUGUAUAAUUGUAGGUUAGAAGUUUACUAUUUCAUAGAUUACUGCAAUCCUUACUUUCCCUGGAUCUUGGAUAUAUUUUCUUGCAACUCUAUGUCCAAUUCAAUAUAACAAUGCAAGAGUUGUUUAUGCCAAUA
Molecule: messenger RNA, 993 nt
Organism: Lycium ferocissimum
Lineage: Eukaryota; Viridiplantae; Streptophyta; Magnoliopsida; Solanales; Solanaceae
Product: auxin-induced protein 15A-like
Exons: 1
Coding region: 492-818 (108 amino acids)
Biological process (GO): response to auxin
Source: RefSeq, a predicted model, not a curated record